UUUAUUGACAUCGCACCUGUUUUUUAUUGGAUGGGAGGGGUUUGGGGUAUUAAUUUCAGAGAAUCUGUGAGCUUUAGGCUACUGAAACGGGAUUGUAUUGGGUGUGUUCCUUGUGUUUUCUGCAGUGCAGUUUGUCAUUGUGGAGACUGCAAACCAGAUUUUGACUGCCUUGCGAGAACCCUAGAACAUAAAAUUUUUUCAGAGUUUAUUUAAUAUUGGCAUGUCUGCUCUGAUAUCCUUUCUGUUGAUGGAAAGAAUGCAGCAGGAUUCUGUGGUGGACUUGUGAAAAUAAAGGAUGUUAUAAUACAUGGAGUUGCUAUGGUCCGUAGAGAGAGAGCUCAAAGAAUCAUAAUCAAAGAUUGAGUAGUUUUGAAGUUCUCAAUAACUACUUUUAGUGCUUGUAAUAACAAUCUACAUAGAGCUUUGAAUUGAACCCAUAUGCAUCUAGAAGCCUUGAAGUCAAAAAAGAAAAGUCUAAGUCACCAUGUGAAAGGAUCAAAGGAAUAAUGCAAAGUCAGCUUUUCUCAAUAACAUGAUGAAGGCCUUUUGGUCAACAAAAAUGUUGUAUUAAUAAGAAUGAUUUCCUUGAUUGCUAUUCAAGAUGCUCAAUUAAAACUCGAAAGUUCAAAUUCUAGCUAGAGAGGCUGAUGGGUGUAAUUGGUGCUUCACUUUCCUUUCUUCUCGUGACUCUUGCCCUCUGGACAAAAGCAACCUCUUCUCAGAUUUUAUUUCAGGGGUUCAAUUGGGAAUCAUGGAAAAAAGGUGGAUGGUACAACUUUUUAAGAAACUCUAUUCCUGAAUUGGCUAGUUCCGGCAUUACACAUGUUUGGCUUCCUCCAUCUUCUCAUUCUGUUUCAGCUGAAGGAUAUCUACCUGGAAGGCUCUAUGAUCUCAAUGCAUCGCAGUAUGGAAACCAAGAUGACCUAAAAGCUUUAGUGAGGGCCUUGCACAAAAUGGGGAUUCAGUGCAUAGCAGACAUAGUUAUAAACCAUAGAUGUGCAGAGAAGCAAGAUGAUAGAGGAAUAUGGUCAAUAUUUGAAGGAGGGACUCCAGAUGAUCGACUUGACUGGGGGCCAUCUUUCAUUUGCAGCGAUGACACUCUUUACUCUGAUGGAAAAGGAAAUCCUGACACUGGAGCUGACUUCAAUGCUGCUCCAGAUAUUGAUCAUAUAAACCUGCGGGUACAAAGUGAGCUAUCGGAUUGGAUGAAUUGGCUAAAGAAUGAAAUUGGUUUUGAUGGGUGGCGAUUUGAUUUUGCGAGAGGAUAUUCACCAAGUUUUACUAAAAUAUACAUGGCAAACACCAAACCAAGUUUUGCAGUGGGGGAAAUAUGGAAAGAUCUUGCUUAUGGAAAUGAUGGAAAGCCUGAAUACAACCAGGAUGCUCAUCGGCUUGACAUUGUGGAAUGGAUCCAAGCUGCUGGUGGAGAUGUUACGGCAUUUGACUUCACAACUAAAGGAAUACUCCAAACAGCAGUUGGAGGUGAGCUGUGGCGGUUGAAUGACUCAAAUGGAGGACCUCCUGGAGUGAUUGGCUUGUUGCCAGGGAAUGGUGUCACUUUCAUUGACAAUCAUGAUACAGGUUCCACACAAAAUCAUUGGCCAUUUCCAUCAGAUAAAAUCAUGCAGGGAUAUGCUUAUAUUCUCACCCAUCCAGGGAUCCCAUCAAUAUUCUAUGAUCACUUUUUUGACUGGGGUCUGAAAGAAGAGAUUUCAAAGCUUAUUGCAGUCAGAACCAGGAACCAUAUCAGACCCAACAGUGUUAUGCAAAUUCUAGCAAGUGAUGCCGAUCUCUACAUGGCUGUUGUAGAUGAGAAGAUCAUUGCCAAGAUUGGACCAAGGUCUGAUAUUGGGGACCUUGUCCCUCCAACAUUCCAACUUGCAGCUUCUGGACAAGAUUACAGUGUGUGGGAGAAAAAAGUUCUAAGGUAAUUAAUAACAAGUGAAUCAUUCGUUCAAUUAGUUGAUGACAAUGUGUGAAUUUGGGUUUAACCUUCAUGAUACAAUCCAAAAUGGAUUGAAACACUGAUUCAAUCCAUUUGCUAUCUGUACACAUUGUUUAUGCAUAUAAGCUGGAAGAUUGUAUGCAUUGGAUACAAUGGUCGUUUGUAAUGGAGGUUUUAUUGGUGGUGCAAUAGAAUGAUGCUAUUUUCAGUGCAAGAAUUUGUUUGUCCACAAAAAUGAAGAGCAUUUUGAUAUGGGAA
Messenger RNA from Hevea brasiliensis (rubber tree), 2203 nucleotides. Its product is annotated as alpha-amylase. Gene Ontology annotation, molecular function: alpha-amylase activity; calcium ion binding. The transcript has 4 exons. Gene Ontology annotation, biological process: carbohydrate metabolic process. The coding region runs from base 648 to 1931 and encodes 427 amino acids. NCBI's taxonomy places the organism in Eukaryota, Viridiplantae, Streptophyta, Magnoliopsida, Malpighiales, Euphorbiaceae. The record is from RefSeq and is a predicted model, not a curated record.